AUGACCCAUGUGAAAAUGGGACACAGAACUGGUCAUGGUUAUCAGGACUCCUACAGUGUUACAAACAUUAGUGUGAUGCAAGGUACCAAACAAUGUGUUAGAGUACCAGCCUUCACAAGUGGCACAGCCCUCUGGACCAGGCCAAGCACAGGCCCCACUCAAGGUGGGAACACGGACCCCCUGGAGCUCUUCUUCUAUCAACUGUUGGAUGAAGUCCAAGUAGAAGAGCAUGCUCCAGCCCCUCUGAAUUGGGAUGUAGAUCCUGGUGGCAGGGUGCAUGAAGAUUCGUGGGAGAGCUUUUGGCCACAGGAAGAAGCAGGAAGUACAGGCCUGGAUACUUCAAGCCCCAGCGACUCAAACUCCUUCUUCAGAGAGUCCCAGCCUUCCCAAGUGGCACAGCCCUGUGGAGCGGGCCAAGAAGAUGCCCCCACUCAAGAAGACAGCACAAGCCCUCUGGAACUCCUCCUCUUUGAUCAACUGCUGGACGAAGUCCAAAAGGAAGAGCAUGUGCCAGCCCCACUGGAUUGGGGUAGAAAUCCUGGCAGCAUGGAGCAUGAAGGUUCCCAGGACAGCUUACUGCCCCUGGAGGAAGCAGCAAAUUCGGGCAGGGAUACCUCGAUCCCUAGCAUCUGGCCAGCCUUCUGCAGAAAAUCCCAGCCUCCCCAAGUGGCACAGCCCUCUGGACCAGGCCAAGCACAGGCCCCCACUCAAGGUGGGAACACGGACCCCCUGGAGCUCUUCCUUGAUCAACUGCUGACCGAAGUCCAACUUGAGGAGCAGGGGCCUGCCCCUGUGAAUGUGGAGGAAACAUGGGAGCAAUUGGACACAACACCUGAUUUGCCUCUCACUCAAGAAGAAUAUCAGACUCUUCUAGAUAUGCUCUGACUCCCCGACAGUACCCCUUGCUUCUAGAAACCCGAGAGGCCAAAGUCCUGAAGAGACCCGAUUUGGAACUGGAGAAGGGACCCAUCCCAGCAAGGAUGUGCAUCAAAAACCCAACUCCAGUGACUUCCCGAAAUGCAAGGUGUCUCGCUAAC
Molecule: messenger RNA, 1037 nt
Organism: Mus musculus (house mouse)
Lineage: Eukaryota; Metazoa; Chordata; Mammalia; Rodentia; Muridae
Product: predicted gene, 53606
Exons: 2
Coding region: 1-885 (294 amino acids)
Source: RefSeq, a predicted model, not a curated record